AUGACUCAAAGUAAUAUUUUUAGCAACGAAAAACUCCAUGGCGGGGCUCGCACAAUUAGCGAGGAGAAACUUAUGGUUGCAGUGCGCGUUAGACCUCUGCGUGGCGACGAAGGUCCGCGGAUUGUGCACGUUGUCAGCGACAAGAUGCUUGUGUUGGAGGAGGAAGCCGACAGCCGUCGCGACGUUCUACGUCAACGACGAGUUAACGAUAAGCAUUACAUUUACGACAGAGUUUUCAGCGAAGAAAGCACUCAGGAAGAAGUGUACGAUGCAGUGUGCUCGCCACUAGUUGGCGACACACUGCGCGGCAUCGCUGGCGCUGUAUUCGCCUACGGGGCGACUGGUGCUGGCAAGACCCAUACAAUGACUGGUCUCAUGUCCCGUGCCCUCGGCCAUUUAUUCACCAGUAUUUCUGAGAGUGAUGACCCUAAGGCAUACGAGGUUAAAAUGUCUUACAUCGAGAUCUACAACGAGAACAUUCGAGACUUGCUAAAUCCUGGUGCAGGGCCCCUUGAGUUGCGUGACGAGGGAGGUAAUGGAGCACCGGUGGUGGCAGGACUCAGUGAGGUACGUGCGUUGGGCGCAGCGCACGUGGCUGAAUUGUUGGCUAGGGGUGACCGAGCACGCACAGCGGAGCCUACGCACGCCAACCACCACUCGUCUAGGGGGCACGCCUUGUUGAGCGUGUCAGUGAGUGUCAAGGUCGAGGAGGGAGUGCAACGCGGGCGUCUAUUUCUGAUAGACCUGGCCGGUUCCGAACGAGCGGGGCUGCGCGCGAGAAGGUUAGAGGGCGCGCACAUCAACCGCUCGCUACUCGCCUUGGGGAACUGCAUUAUGGCGCUGUCGGGUGGAGCUAGAUACGUGAACUACCGCGAUUCUAAGUUGACACGAUUGCUGCGCGAGGUGCUCGGCGGGCGGUGCCGCACUGUGAUGGUGGCGCACGUGGCGCCCGGUGCCGCCCACAGGGACACUACGCGUUCGACGCUGCACUACGCGCAACGCGCCGCCGCCAUCACCAACAGGGUCGAGCGUGAAAUCAUCGAGACUCCAAUGCAUCUAUCGCAGUAUCGGACAGUAAUCAAUGAACUUCGGGAGGAAAUCGCUCGUCUCAAGUUCAAGAUGAAAGAUGAUCGCUCUAGGCCUAAAGAGGAACCUAACGAGGGAGAAACUAACAAGGAUGAGCCGAUGGAGAAUGCGGCGCACCUUAAGUCCCUUCGAGAGGCCAUAGUGUCCACUUUCAAGCAACAAAUGCGUCUGCGUCGGAGGCUCAUGGAGUUGGACAGUCACUUACUAGGCCUUGCCCUUGAUGCAGAACGACAGCACGCCGCUAUUUCGCACUGGGAGGCGAGGUUCAACCGCCUCUACAAGCCUGUCAGCGUAGGAACUAGGCUCAGCACACAGCAGAGUUAUAGGGGUGGGACGGGUGCGUCAGGGGGUAACGCUGGUGCGGGCGGCGAGCGCGCCGAGGCGGAGGUGGCGGUGGACCAGGCUUGGGCGGAACUCGCCGCCGUCGAGCGCGAGCAGGAGGCCGCGCGCGCAGAGAGGGCGCGCGUUGAACGGCAGCUGGAGCAGGUUCGGCUGCGCGGCGCGCAACUGGAACAGGAGCUGCCGGCGCACAUCGGCGACGGGCCGGAGCGCGAGGUGCUGGCGCUGGUGUGCCGGGUGCACGAGCUCGAGGCGGACAAGCUCGCGCUGCAGGGCGAGAGGGCGGCGCGCGCGCACGAUCUGCGCAGGCGCGACCUGGCGCUGCAGCGGCGCGACGCGCAGCGGCGGCUCACCGACGAGAUCAUCACGCGCCAGCGCAGGGCGCUAGAGGAAUUGGGUAUUGGAAUUCAGCCGGAGCUGGCUCAGUUAUACGAGCUGUAUCAACAAGAGAUCCACGCAUCUACCUACACAGAGAGCAAUGACAUUUACACCCCGUCAUAUCUUCUGCCACCCAUUUCUACCAGCAGCAUGUCGGAGCUGGGCUGGUCUGGCAGUUCCAGUGGAUCGACGCGAGGCUCCAGCUCUGGUUCUGGGGGUACUGUGCCCAUGGACGCGCGCCUUCCUCGUCUGGCACCCACGCCACGUCCGCGAACGAAGUACAGCCAUCCAAGCGCAUCGACUUUGAAGCGUUAUGCCAGCGAUGAUAGCUUAGUCAUCGCCGCACCACGUCGAAAUGAUCCGGCAUCU
Messenger RNA from Iphiclides podalirius (scarce swallowtail), 2172 nucleotides. The record is from the annotation of a GenBank genome assembly. Lineage: Eukaryota; Metazoa; Arthropoda; Insecta; Lepidoptera; Papilionidae.